AACUACUUCAGUGGGCCAAUUCCAUCCUCCAUUGGUAGUCUUACUCAACUAACAGAGCUCUACCUUCAAAGCAACAAAUUUGAAGGUCUCAUACCUCCUAGUUUGGGAAACCUACAGCUCUUGGUUUUGAACCUUGGUUACAACAAUCUUCAAGGUUAACUGGGGAAAUUCCUGAUAGUUUGGGCCAUUGUCAAGAGCUACAAGAAAUAAAGAUUGACCAGAACCUUAUCACAGGAAACAUUCCAAUGUCAUUGGGCAAUAUGAAGAGUUUGAGCAUGAUCAAUCUUUCCCAUAUAAUAGCUUAUCAGGUGUCAUCCAUACACCUCUAGCCGAUCUCCAAUUUCUCACUCGGCUAGACUUAUCAUACAAUAAUCUCAAAGGAGAAAUACCAAUCAAUGGAGUAUUUGCAAAUGCAGCAGCUGUUUCACUCAACAGCAACUGGGGGAUUUGUGGAGGAGUGAAAGAUCUCCAUAUGCCUGUAUACUCUGCAGUUUCUUGGAGAAUAAAAUGGAGAGUGUAUUUGACAAUCUUACUAAUUAUGGUAUUUGGUUUCAUGCCAUGCGCAAUGCCAAUUUACUCUAUACUCCUUGUGAAGAAGAAAUCAAGAAGUCCAUACUUAAUGUUGCUUUCUUUUGGUAAGAAAUUUCCUAGAGUUUCUUACAAGGAUCUAGCUCAAGCUAUAGGGAAUUUUUUGGAGUCCAACCUUAUUGGGAGAGGAAGCUAUGGUUCAGUAUACAGAGGGAAAUUAACUAAAGCUAAAAUGGAAGUGGCUAUUAAGGUUUUUGACCUUGACAUGGGAUUUGCAGACUCAAGUUUUGUAUCAGAAUGUGAGGCCUUGAGAAUCGUUUGGCAUCGGAACCUUCUUCCCAUACUAACUGCAUGCUCAACAAUAGACAAUAGAGGUAAUGAUUUCAAGGCUCUAAUUUAUGAGUUCAUGCCCAAUGGGAAUUUGGAUACAUGGUUGCAUCAGAAAGGUGGUCCUGUAGUUCCAAAACUUUUGGGCUUAACUCAACGAAUAAGCAUAGCUGCUGAUGUAGCUGAUGCGUUGGCCUAUUUGCACCAUGACUGUAGAAGGCCUAUUGUCCACUGUGAUCUGAAACCGACUAAUAUCCUUCUUGAUGAUGAUAUGAAUGCCCAUAUAGGAGACUUCGGCAUUGCAAGCUAGUCGAUGAUUCCAGGACAACAGCUGUUGGGCAUUCAGGUUCCAAUAGUUCAGUUGUGGUGACAGGAACUAUAGGAUACAUCCCUCCAGAGUACGGUUAAACUGUUCAAGCAUCAACCUAUUGGGAUGUUUAUAGUUUUGGAAUAGUAGUUCUGGAGAUGAUCAUAGGAAACAGACCAACUGAUCCUCUGUUCGAUGGUGGGCUCAGCAUCGCCAGCUUUCUGGAGAGAAAUUUUCCAGAUCAGGUGUUACAUAUCAUUGAUCCUCAUCUCCAGGAAGAAUGCAAGGGCCUUAUUCAAGCAACGGCAGGAACUGAAAACGAUGUCUACCGAUGCGUGCUGUCUCUCGUGCAAGUUGCUCUUGCUUGAACGCGUCCAUUCCCAAGGGAAAGAAUGAACAUGAGAGAAGUAGCCAUUAACUUGCAUGCAAUCAGAAAAUCAUAUGUUGCAGCGAUCAAAUGAGAGCAAGCCAUGCUUUGCAAGAUCUCGUGUAACUAGCUUAGGCUGUCUUUGAUUCCAAUUUGUAUAAAGACGGCAAAUAAAGUAGGCACGAGUAGGGCUGGAAUUGAUGAAGAACCCUGCUAGAAAGCUAAUAUAAGGUGGACAUACAAGUCGUAUGUACUGCCAGGUCAUACUAAGAUUUAGUUUCUGAACAUUUGGAAAAAGGAUUUGGUAAAGCAUCAGUGAUUUUGAUGAAGUGCUUGUGUGACUGUAAUACCAGGUGAUUCAUUUGAGACACCUCAACAUGGCGAUUGUCACACACAGUCUGCAUACUAAAAUUCAUGGAACUGCGCUUCUAAUCUAGCUGCGAAUCUGCAACUAACCUGGCUAAAACUGCACUUCUAAUCUAGCUGCAAAUCUACAACCUGGCUAAAAUCAGCUCAGAUCCCUCAUCGAAAUCCCAAACUGGAAUUACAAUCAACCAAUCACUUCAAAGAGACAG
Messenger RNA from Panicum hallii, 2104 nucleotides. Its product is annotated as probable LRR receptor-like serine/threonine-protein kinase At3g47570. Lineage: Eukaryota; Viridiplantae; Streptophyta; Magnoliopsida; Poales; Poaceae. The coding region runs from base 473 to 1165 and encodes 230 amino acids. Gene Ontology annotation, molecular function: protein kinase activity; ATP binding. The record is from RefSeq and is a predicted model, not a curated record. Gene Ontology annotation, biological process: protein phosphorylation. The transcript has 2 exons.